Molecule: messenger RNA, 2115 nt
Organism: Antrostomus carolinensis (chuck-will's-widow)
Lineage: Eukaryota; Metazoa; Chordata; Aves; Caprimulgiformes; Caprimulgidae
Gene: AFF1
Product: ALF transcription elongation factor 1
Exons: 11
Biological process (GO): regulation of gene expression
Cellular component (GO): nucleus; super elongation complex
Source: RefSeq, a predicted model, not a curated record
CCUGACCCACCUACUUCAAAUAAGUGGCAGCUUGACAACUGGCUGACUAAGGUGAACCCACCAGCAGUACCAACAGAGACUCUCAGUGAAAUCACCCAUGGGAAUGGACAUGAGGACAAGGAGCAGGGCCAGGGCGUCAGCAGCAAUUCCUCCCACCAGCGCACCAAGCCAAAGGAGCCUCAUCACAAGCGCUCCAGCCAAGCAGCCAGGGCUCCUCAGGAUGGUCAUCUUCCAACCAAACGCGACUGCCAGAAGUCUCCAGUGCGUGCCGAGGAGCCCUUGCCCAGGCAGACUGUGGGUAUCAAAAAGCCUGGCAAGGCAACGGUGCACGAGGGGCCCAAGGGAGGCCUGAAGGUGGAGAGUGAACCUGGUCCUUUUGAGGUCAGAGACCAGUCUUCCAGAGACAAGCCAAAAAUCAAAACUAAAGAGAAGCCAAAAUCCAGUGACAGAAAAGACCCAAAGCCUGCGGUGCAAGAGCUCCCUGAGAACAAAAAGCACAAGAGCUCUCUCCAGGCCAACGCCAAACCCCGCUUGGACCCCAAGCUCACGAGAGACGUUUCGCUUGGCAGUGCCCAGGAGCCUCUUACUCUCAGUCCCCUUCCUCAAGGCCAAGGCACAACCCCCACCGGGGCUAGCACCCAGAGACUUGCCAUCGUAGCCAGAGAGGAUUUUCACAAGGAGAAACUUCCCUUGCCUAAGAAGGAGAAGAAGUUGCUCUCACCAGUGAGGGACUCCCCCGCCCCUAAGUCCCUCAUGGUGAAAAUAGAUCUUCCUCUCCUGUCAAGAGUCCCCGAGCCCCCUGGGAAAGGCAGUCACCAGAAAAAAGCAGAGGCCAAGGAGCUCCCUGGUGCAAAGAAGCCGGACUUGGAGAAGAAAACCAUGGACACUCCUAACAAGCUCCUUCAAAAAAGGAAGAGGGAAGCAGAGAAGGAGGUUGAUAGGAAGAAAAUGAAAUUAGAAAAAGAAACAAAACCACUGCAGUCUUCAGCUAACAAAGACUCCAGUAAACUGAAAAUAUCAAAAGCUUCAUCUGAAACCCAGAAGAAAGAUCUGCUACCUCUCCCACUGCCAACCACAUCUCCUACACAUUCUGCACCAAAGCCAACUAAGACAGCCCAAAAGAGACCCCGAAGUGAGAGUAGUGAGCGACCUGCCACGGAUAACACUGCCAAGAACAAGAACAACGAGAAGGAUCCUUUGUUCCCCAAGCACAAGAAAGUGGAGAAAAGUCACACUGAACUGUCAAAGGGCCUCAAAGGAUCUACAGGAGUUGUCACAAAUCCUUUCCCAGUGCCUUCUUUGCCAAAUGUUACCUCCAAGCCCAGGACACCUCAGCUCAAGUUGGAAAAACAGCAUCAUCCAGUGGAAUACUACUUAGAAGAGGCCAAGACGCUGAAGCACAAAGCCGAUGCAAUGACUGAAAAGAUUGGAAAGGCCUUUCAGUACCUGGAUGCUACCCUUUCCUUCAUCGAAUACGGACUUGCCUUGGAAUCGGAUACAACAGCACCAAAAUCAGCUUACAGCGUAUUCAGCGACACCAUAGAACUCGUCAAAUUCAUUAUGACAUUGAAAUCGUUUACGGACCCCUCAGCAUCUCCAUAUGAAAAAAUCUUUGCCGUGUUAUGCAUGCGCUGCCAGGCCAUUCUGCACAUGGCAGUGUUUCGUUACAAAAAAGACACUGCAGUAAAAUAUUCCAGGAUCCUGAAUGACCACUUCAAGAGUUCUUCCAGAGUAACACAAGCACCUUCUCCGUGUGUUGCAAGAAGCACAGGCACACCUUCUCCUCUUUCUCCAAUGCCCUCUCCUGCCGGUUCCGUGAGUUCCCAGCCGGGAUCGAACACUAACAACUGCAGUGGCAACAGCAUUGGCUCUUCAGUCACUGUCCCCUCUAAUAUCCCAAGCAUCACCUCUUCCUAUGUCAACAUCACUUCCUAUAUCCUCUAUGCUUAUGAUAUUUGGGAACGGGCUGAUGCACUGGCCAGGAAGAAUAAGGAGUUUUUUGCUGAACUCAGCACAGCGACGUGUGCUCUGGCACUGAACAGUAGCAUGACCGAACUGGUACACUACAUUAGACAGGGUUUACAAUGGCUGAGACUGGAAACAAAUACGCCUUAA